CAGCGGCAGCAGACGCGUCUGGCUCUGCCUCUCUGUGCCGAGCGCUGGCGAUCGGAGUCACCCGGCCUUGUUCUGAGGCUGGGCACCAAGCUCCUGUCGCUGGCUACACUGAGAGUGCUCCCAAAUUCAAACCCAGAUCCUUCUGCCAGGCAGAAGCACGGGUUCAAAGAUGGAGUUUACUGGAAAAGGAAAAACCUCUGAAGGAAAAGGCCUGUCUGGCUACCCGCUUGCCAAGAGGUUUUCCCUGGCCAGUCCCUCUAUGCUCCUUCCCUCCAAGCCAUUGCCUCCCAUCCAGAAGAGCUCUCCUUCUACCAAGCCAAGCCUGAUAUGUAGCAGAGAGCAGGAGAAUGGGAAAGAUGGCAUUGGCUAUGCUGAGGGCAGGAGAAAAGAAGAGGAGCUGAGUUCAGAGGGACAAGGACAUAAGGCUUCCUUGCUGUGUUCCAGUGGAGGGGAUAUGAAGAAGGGGUCAUUGGGACCACCUCUGAUCCCCCCCAUAGGCAAGGCACCAUUGCCUCCCAUCAGGAUCAGCUCUCCUUCUUCUAACAAUAAUAAAAUGUACAGCAUGGAGAAAGAGAACAAGGACAUUGGCACUGGCUAUGAUAAUGACAGUAGAAAACACCAGGAGCAGAGUUCAGAAGAAAAAUGUUAUAAGGCUUCCUUGCUGUAUUCCAGUGGAGGGGAUAUGAAGAAGGGGUUAUUGGGACCACCUCUGAUCCCCCUCAUAGGCAAGGCAGUAAGUCCCCCUCUUGGCAGUGCUGUGGGCUCUCUGCAAAGCUCUCCGCAGCUGGAAUCCCAGGAGUCCCAGGAGAUGAGGCCAAGAUCCAGCAGCAGAAGCAAGGAGGAGAACUCUGAACAUGCAGUGACCUCGCAGACGGCCACUGGUGCCCAGCGCCGAGAGGAGCCGCUCCGUGGGCAUGGGCAGAAGGACAGAGCCUCUCCAGACCCACAGCACUCCUUGCUGGAGGCACUCUCCUUGCUCGGCAGCGAUGACUGGGAGAUGAAGGAGAAGGGACUCUUCAACAUCAAACACCUGGCUGGGUCCCAUUCAGAGGUCCUGCUUUCCAGACUUCAUGACAUUUGCUUGGCAGUUACCAACGAGGUGGCCAACCUCCGUUCCAAGGUGUCCUACUCUGCAAUUGUCACUCUGGGAGAGCUCUUUGUGACCUUGAAGAAGAACAUGGACUCUGAGGUGGAUGAGGUUGCUCGGGUCCUUCUGCAGAUGGUGUCCAACUCCCCAGAAUUUGUUCAGAAAGCAGCCAGUCAGACCCUGGGGAUCAUGGUGGAGAAUGUGACUCCUGCACGAGCAAUGACUGCUCUCAUGGACAUGGGAGUCAAGAGCUGCCACGCCCAGGUGCGGAAGUGUGGGGCCGAGCUCCUCCUGUCCCUGAUGGAGAGAAUUGGAGUCACAAAGCUGGCAGGCACAGCCAGGGCUGAGAGGCUGGCACACGUGGCAGGGAAGCUUGCUCAGGACUGUCACCAGGACACAAGGCAUUAUGGACAGGAGAUGGUGAAGAUGUUGCUCAAUCAUCAAAAAUUUAAAAUGCUUUUGGAACGAUCUCUUUCCACCUGUGACCUGGAGGAUAUUCUGACAAGAAUGAAGAAGAAAGGGAUGGAAAACCAGAAGGCUGAACGCCCAUCUGUCAAGGAGCUGGUGAAGAAGAGGAACGAUGGCUCCAAGAAGCCCCAGGCCACAUUGUCUUCUAGCAAACGAGUGAAAUCUACCUCUGAUGGAUGCCUCCUACACCGUGCACAAGCCCAGGUCACGUUACCUCCGGUUGAGGAAGAAACGGAGCUGCUCCAGAAGCUUUACAAUCUCCUGGAGGCCAAGGGGUUUCAGACGCGCAUGGAAGGAGUGUCACUCCUCCAAGACCUGUGCAAAACUAGCCCCCAGCUCAUCUCCACUAACAUUGUCCAAAUUUUUGAAUAUUUUGUCCUGAGAAUAUCUGACAGCCACAAGAAAGUGAAGCAGAAGGCGCUGGAUGUGCUGGCAGAAAUCACAGGCGUCCUGAAAGAUGCCUUGAACCCGGUGAUCAUUGGUUUGGUGGAAGGAAUAACGAAGAACCUGAACUCCAAGGACCCCAGGGUUCGUGCCGCAGCUGUGAAAGCGCUGGAAGAAUCCAUUGCUCAUUUAGAUAAAGUAUCACUGCUGAAGGAGUUCAGCUACCAGUGGAAUCAACUGAGUGGCCAAGCUCUCCUGGAUGUCAUGGAGUGUAUCACAGUGCUUGUGGAGUGGGUUUAUGCCAGGAGCCCUGAAGUGGUCCAGCACGACGCCCUGCCCGUGCUCUGGUCCUUCCUGGAGAACAAGGCGCUGCCGGUGCGAAGCGCCAAUGUCCGCACUGUGGCCACCAAGCUUGCCUCUGCCCUCUACAAGGUGAUGGGCACCAAGCUGAAGAGAUGUGCUGCCAGCCAACCUCCACAUGUGCGGGAAAACCUCUCCAAAAUGUUGGGCUGGUGAAGGCAUGAUGUUCUCCAGAGAGAUGACAAUGUGCUGAGUUGGACACCUCCAGAUCUGCCUUGUUAGCUGUGCCAAAAGAGACCAAAUGCUAAGGAAGGGUGUGCACGUGCCCCCUCUCUCUCCAUCGCCCUUCCUAGUCAUGGCAUGGGGGGCCUGAAGCAACUCCAGACUGAGGACAAGGUGAAGGCUGAUCAUGGCUCAGCCUCACACAGAGGUCUGACUGGUUACAGUCUUACCGAGAAGGUUCCUCUGGACAAUUCCCAUGGUGCCUUACCCACAAAGUCCUUGCCUGCUGUACAGAAGAGAUCUCUUUCCUCCAAGCUCAGGAAAAAGCUGCUGCCUGAAUGAAGAGAGUUUGAAGAAUAAGAUUUAUAUGUUAGGCUUCAUAGUUAGAGAUGUACAUAUGUUCUAAUCUUUAGAUGUAGUUUUGAAUAAAUGUGUUUUGAUUGUACCUUUAAAUUUUGAUUACAUAUUUUUAAU
Passer domesticus (house sparrow) is the source of this 2935-nucleotide messenger RNA. RefSeq names its product TOG array regulator of axonemal microtubules protein 2-like. Gene Ontology annotation, biological process: microtubule cytoskeleton organization. The record is from RefSeq and is a predicted model, not a curated record. Gene Ontology annotation, cellular component: cytoplasmic microtubule; cilium. Gene Ontology annotation, molecular function: microtubule binding. The transcript is spliced from 17 exons. The coding region runs from base 170 to 2455 and encodes 761 amino acids. NCBI's taxonomy places the organism in Eukaryota, Metazoa, Chordata, Aves, Passeriformes, Passeridae.